GUUGACACAUGAGGUAUGAAAGAGCAACCUCUGAGCAAUGACCCUGUGGGAUUAAGCGGAAGCUGGUGUUGCUAGAGACUCGUGUUAUUAGACCAACAACAUUCUUGUACUGUCACAAUGGGCGGCGUCUCCGGAGAGACAGCGGACAUUGUGCUCCUGUCAUAAACACAGAUCAACACACAGCUUAUUAAACCAUGUCCUCCUUAAACCAAAACUUAACAUUACACAAACUCGUCUGAGAGUUUGUGUUUUAUAAAAUCCAUAAAUACCACCGUAUUAACAUCUUUAUUCAGAUUUAGCACUUUCCAGACACACUGGAUUUGAAAGUAUGACGUGCAUGCUGAUAAAUGCAUUAAUGAAGCAUUUUAUUCCUGAUGACAUCAAAAGCGAGACGAGACCUGAUUUAUAUAAAUCCUCAUGCUGGUUUAUGUCGAGCUGAUAACGGCUCUUGAAAUAAUCUGUCCCUCAUUAUCAGCCUUGUGACGUGUUCUAUUAGCUCUCUGUGGUAUUUUUGGCACACAUGGAAAACUAAAAAGCACCAAAGGGCAUUGUGGGUAGUCAAAUUCUAAACAUACCACAUGUAAUACGUUAAAACUUUGUUUUGUUUUUAAUCAUAUUGAUGAUGUUUGACUGAAAUAUUGUAUUACACAGAUCUACCCAUAUCUGUUUUUUUACUUUAAGAUUAUUUAUUGAAAUUAAAGAAAGCAGUGACAAAUCUACAGUAAGUGUUUCCCAAAUGAAGUUUGGGUAUUGUAAGGGCAUCACUGUUCCUCUCUCAGAGUCUAUCUGAUCUUAUUUUGGACAUGAACAAUGCAGUUAGGAUCUGCUGACAGGUCUCGCUGUGGCCAUGUUGUGAGCUCACAAGCUUUUUCAGGCUCUGUCCGAUUGACUCCCACCUCCCAAAAAAGAAACGGCAUCAUGGGAAGGGCUUUGUCCCGCUCCUUUCUGAUCCAGCUCUUAAGACCCCUCCAGCUGCCCACCACGGCAGAUUAGCGCUCACAAACGCCACUCCACAGAUCCUCUGAUGAUCCAGUACUGACAGGAGUCCUAACGCACAGAUCAGAACACCUGGAGGACAUGAGCAUGUUUGGCUACCGGCGAGAAUUGAGUAAAUAUGAAGAUUUGGAUGAAGAUGAGCUGUUGGCCUCGCUGACAGCCGAGGAGCUCCAGGAGCUGGAGAAGGAACUGGCUGAUAUCGAUCCGGACGGUAAUGUUCCCAUCGGACUGAGACAGAGAGAUCAGACCGUCAAGACUCCAACCGGGACGUUCAGCAGAGAGGCUCUGAUGAAAUACUGGGAAAAUGAGACCAGAAAACUGCUGGAGGAGGAAAGAAUCGGAUCCACAAGCCCGGGACAGAAAGAUGAAGACAGCAAAGAUGAUGAUGAUGAUGACGAACGCAUUACCGAUGCUGAAGAGUCUGAAGAGGAAAAAGAAGAAGAUGAAGAAAAGGAGAAAGACAACCGGAAAUAUCGUGAAGCUGAAAAACAAGAGGAAGAAGAUGAAGAAAGUGAACUUGAAGAGCCAGUGACAGAAGAAGAGGAGGAUGAAGAUGAAGAAGAGGAUAGUUCUCCAUCAGAUUGUCCUCCUCAACAUCAGCAGCGUUUAUCCUCUGACAGUCAAUCAAAUCUGAGACCGACGGAGCCUGUGAAGCGAUCCUCUCCACUCAUGUGUGAACCAAGAGUCCAAUCUCAGGAGUCCAGUCGCAUGUCAGGAAACCCCACGGUGGUGGACGAGGUUCUGGAGAAGAUCCUCAACAAUGACUCUAAAACCACUGAAGUCAACCUCAACAACAUUGAAAACAUCUCUCAAGAGACUCUUGUACGCUUUUCCGAGGCCUUGCGUUCCAACACGCACGUGCGGUACUUCAGUCUCGCCAACACGCACGCGGACGACCAGGUGGCUUUUGCCAUCGCCAAGAUGCUGAGGGAAAACUGCCACAUCACAAAUCUUAACAUCGAGUCCAACUUCAUAACAGGAAAAGGCGUCCUGGCGUUGGUGCAAGCCUUAACCCGAAACAGAACUCUCACGGAGCUUCGAUUUCACAACCAGAGGCACAUCUGCGGAGGACAGGUGGAAAUGGAGAUCGUCAAGUUACUCAGGGAGAACACCACGCUCAUAAAGCUGGGCUACCAGUUCGACCUCCCCGGUCCUCGUAUAAGCAUGACGACGAUUCUGACCCGCAAACAAGACCUUCAGAGACAGAAGAGAAUGCAAGAGCAGCGGCAACAGGGCGGUGUGGCGACAAACCCACGAACCUCCGAGCUCCAGAAGAGCGGCACUAUGGUUUCCCCCUAAGGCUCGCCUCGGAGUUCACCGUGGUCAUCUCCAAAGUUGCCACGUGUUGACAUGUCAAAGAAGAACGCUCCCCCUGCUCCACCACCACCGCCUCCACCCCCGCCUCCUCCACCACCAGCGCCUCCAUCCAAAGCCUCCGAAAAGAAGGCUCCAACUAGAACGAUAGCGGAACUAGUCAAACGUCAAGAGGAGACAAAGAAACAGCAGGGUCCGACUAAACCCAAAGCUAAAAAGAGCAAAAAAGGGCCAGGGAAGAAGACAGAGACUGACAGUGUACUGAAGGAGCUGAAGAACGCUUUGAGACCCAUUGGAGACCGAGAAAAUUCCAGACCAUCAACACCACAACGCAACGCUCAUGAUGAUCUCAUGGCCGCCAUCAGAGGAAGCUGCAUCAGAAACCUCAGGAAGGUGGAGGUUCCAUAGUAUCCUUGGUAACCGGACUGUAAGACUCUGAAACCCAACAGAAAUCCAGGUGAAAGAGGAAAAUCUGUGUAUAUAAAUCUCACUUCAAUGAUAUAGACAAAUGUUUUUUUAUUAUUAUUUUUUUUUAGUGAGUGCAUUGUUAAUGCUUUUUUAAUAAAUGUAAAUAUAUUUGAUUUGACUUCAAAUAAUACUGUUCAUUCUGUUGAUCUUUAAUUCCAUUAAUGCUUUAUGUAUUAUAAAGAAAAAAGUAAUAUGGGUAGCAAUUUAAAUAAAUUCACAAAAUAAUUCAUGAUCUAUUAAACACUCAAUAAAAUCAAA
This is a messenger RNA of Triplophysa rosa, 3036 nucleotides long. RefSeq names its product leiomodin 2 (cardiac) b (gene lmod2b). Lineage: Eukaryota; Metazoa; Chordata; Actinopteri; Cypriniformes; Nemacheilidae. Gene Ontology annotation, cellular component: myofibril; striated muscle thin filament. The record is from RefSeq and is a predicted model, not a curated record. Gene Ontology annotation, molecular function: actin binding; tropomyosin binding. Gene Ontology annotation, biological process: muscle contraction; pointed-end actin filament capping; myofibril assembly. The transcript has 3 exons.